AUGCCGAUAAAUAAUAUGCCGGGUGCUCGUGUCUUAGCACUGGCGUUGCUGCUGAGUAAUGUAGUCAAGAGUUCGUUUACCGAAGAAACGACGACCGACAAAAUCACGAUUUCCGCCUCAAGUGAGAAUCCGGAUGCGGAGUACCGGUACUCGGUUAACGAGAAGAUGCCGAGGCGGAUAAUCGAGGACCGGUUGACCCCACCGAGAGACACCGAUUUCCCGUUCUGGAAUAAUAAUAAGCAGCCUGGAGGUGAUCUUCAGCGACUGAAUGCGUACCCUACGAGAGACGCCGAUGGUCUCGAUGACAAUGUCACGGAUAAGAUUACGUCGAAAAAGACGAGGACCGUGGCCUCGGUACAAGAUCCGAACUGCUGUGGCAGUAAAUUGUCGGGUGCUAAUGGUUUCUCGGAGGAAAAGGAUAAGUCACCGCAGAAAGAGGCCUCGGAGGACCUCGAGCGAGGCGUCGGCACCGGACCAGCCCCACGUUUCCACGGCAACAACCCCAACGACGACAGGUACGGCCAAGGCUGGAGAAGCUUCAACUAUCUCGGAUCCAACAAGGAUAGGGGCUUUUACGAUCAGCGAAAUCAUCAUUCUUAUGACAGAUAUAAUGGAGCACAGAAGCCGACCUCGAGCUACGCAUUGGAUGGUGAUCGAUACGGUGCAGUACAACGUCCAGGCUCCGCCUACGCAACUGAUAACGAUCGGUAUAGUACGAGCAGCAGUAAUCGUCCUGGCAGCUUCCAGAGUGUCAACUACGCUUUUGGUCACGGACUCGGUGGCACGUACGACCGACCCCGACCGGCUGGCGGUAAUUUCGGUGUGACCACUAGCGUCGGCGCCGAGGGGGACGGCGACUAUACGUAUUCCGAGGGUGGUUCACCCGUUCCUGGUAGCUCCAAUCUUCAAACGCAGAAGGCGGUGGCACUGAAGGCCCUGGCAGGAGUAGCACUGAUUGGCGCCGCCGCAGCCCUCGCCACAAAUCCCGUAUUUUUGCCAAUCAGCGUUAUGUCUGGCAGAAGAAAGCGCUCCGCUGGAGCUGAGUUGGACAAUUAUACCCUCGGCGCCUUGCUGCAGGGUUACAUUCAGCCGAGGCCAAAUAAGGUGCAAAGUGACAGAAAGGCCGAGAACGUAAGGACAAGCGAGAUGGAUGAUAAGGUGCCGAUGCGACAGGAACUCGUCAUCAGUCCAAAAUGCGUUGCGAGACUCGCCUGUCACGUGCACCGAGACUACCUCGAGGAACUGGAGAGGACCAAGAUUGAGUUGUCACUGGCUCGGGAUAAUAAGACGGCAAUCGAGCAGGGCGACCCCGACGAGUCAACUUUGCACGGUCUGGAGCAUUGGUUCGAUAGUCUGUACAGUCUAUAUUGUACUAAAAAAAAUUUUACCGACAAAUUGAAAAAUGGGCCGCAUUUUGAAGAUUUUGUUGCCGACGAUGUUAAUAUUUAUGAUGGAGUUCUGAAACUUGCGGAAGGAGAAAAACGAUUACGACUGCCACCAUGGCUCAAAAAAGAAAUACCAAUGGGUAAAAAUUACAGUCGUAUUAAAUCUCAACUUCGUGACCUUGGUUUAAGUACAGUUUGCGAAGAAGCUCGAUGUCCAAAUAUUGGCGAAUGCUGGGGUGGUGGAAGUCAUGGAACUGCCACUGCUACGAUUAUGCUAAUGGGAGAUACAUGCACGAGAGGAUGCAGAUUCUGCUCUGUUAAAACUGCACGGAUCCCUCCACCAUUGGAUCCCAAGGAACCAAGGAAUACAGCAACAGCCAUUAUAGAUUGGAAAUUAGACUACGUAGUAUUAACCUCGGUUGAUCGUGAUGAUUUACCAGAUGGGGGUGCGAGUCAUAUCGCUGCUACUGUAAAAGAGCUUAAACAAAGAAGCGAUAUCUUAGUCGAGUGUCUAGUGCCAGAUUUUCAAGGGAAUGUAGACUGCGUAAAAACCAUUGUCGAUGCUGGUCUUGAUGUUUAUGCUCACAACAUAGAAACUGUUGAAAGAUUGACACCCUUUGUUCGCGAUAGGCGUGCACGAUACAAGCAGUCGCUGUCAAUGUUGAAGGAAGCUAAGAAUGUCAAUUCCAAUUUGAUAACAAAAUCAUCUAUAAUGCUAGGCCUCGGUGAAACCGAUGAGGAAGUCAUGCAAACCAUGAAAGAUCUACGCGACGUCAAUGUCGAUGCUUUAACGUUAGGACAAUACAUGCAACCUACGAAACGACAUUUAAGAGUUAUGGAAUAUAUUAGGCCUGAAAAAUUCAAGUAUUGGGAAAACGUUGGUAAAAAAUUUGGAUUUUUGUACACGGCGAGUGGACCACUCGUACGAUCUUCUUACAAAGCCGGCGAGUACUUUUUGACGAAUAUUUUGAAGGAGAAGCGAAAGAGAACGACAUGGAACGAAGCAAUUCGAAAUGAUGCAUAAAAGCACUUAGAAGUUUGUUUGUAAAAUUGACAGAAAGUAAUUGCUUAUUAACAUUGAGGAAAACCAAACAACAUACUCCCCAAUGGAAUGUAAUUGUUAUCGAAAGAGGUCCAUCCGAGAUAAGAAAGUGCGCUCGCUUGGCAUUCGGCAACUGUCAGCCCUCCCUCGCAUGAUCAUCCGCCCUUUUCGGGGUAAUCGAACUGUACAUAAAACUUGCCAAUCCGUCCUUUUCAGGACGAAUUCGAUGCUCUCGUCCUCUUCUGCUGUUCGUUGGCAGCGAGAGGGGCAGGAACUGGAGUGGCGGCGACAAUCGAACGUCUCGCACAUUCUCCUACUUCACGCCAUCGUGUAUUGAAAUAUUUAUAUAUAUAUA
This is a messenger RNA of Ceratosolen solmsi marchali, 2782 nucleotides long. It is a transcript of the gene Las, whose product is annotated as lipoyl synthase, mitochondrial. Lineage: Eukaryota; Metazoa; Arthropoda; Insecta; Hymenoptera; Agaonidae. The record is from RefSeq and is a predicted model, not a curated record. Gene Ontology annotation, molecular function: lipoate synthase activity; 4 iron, 4 sulfur cluster binding. Gene Ontology annotation, biological process: lipoate biosynthetic process. The transcript is spliced from 12 exons. Bases 1 to 2409 code for a protein of 802 amino acids. Gene Ontology annotation, cellular component: mitochondrion.